AUGACUGAAUUUUGGAAUUGGGCUAAAACAUUCCAUUGUCGUCCAGCUUUAUAUGCUGAACCAACAUCGAUUGAUUCUCUUCGAACCUUAUUAAAUGAAAUAAAUAAAACAAAAUCAAAAGUUCGUGUUAUUGGUUGUGCACAUUCUCCAUCAGGACUUGCUAUGUCAAAUGAAGUUUUAAUAUCGAUGAAACAUUUCAAUAGAAUUAUUGAAAUCGAUGAAAAAAAUUUUGAAAUUCAUUGUGAAAGUGGAGUACUUUUAAGUACACUUAAUGAAAUUCUCCCACAACAUAAUCUUUCAUUACCUGUACAAGGUUCCAUUAGUAAUUUGACAAUAGCUGGUGUUAUUUCUACAGCUACUCAUGGAUCAGGAAUUAAAUAUGGAACAUUAUCAUCAUAUGUACGAUCAAUAACUUUAAUGAAAUUAAAUGGAGAAAUAAAAGAAUAUCGUUUAGAAGAUGAUGAAGAUUUAUUUCAUUGUUUAACAUGUUGUUUAGGUACAUUUGGAAUAAUUCUAAGUGUUCGUUUACAAGUAUCAUCACUUUAUUAUUUGGAAUUAAAUCAACAUGCUUUAGAAUUUCAUAAAUUUUUAAAUACAUUACCUGUUCAUUAUUCAUCAUCAGAUCAUUUUCGUUAUAUGUGGUAUCCACAUACAAAUUUUGGUAUUGCUUAUCAUUUAACACGUGUUCAAUCAAGAUUAAUUAAUAAUAAAAAAUCAUUUUUAUCAAGAAUUUUUUCUUGGAUUCGAUAUUCAUUAAUUGGUCAUCAUCUAUUGGAAGUAUUAUUUUAUUUUUCAUUAUUUCUUCCUCGUUUAGUCCGAUAUAUAAAUAAUAUUUAUGUUAAAUUAGAUGGAAUAUCAAAUCAUAAAAUUGAUCGUUGUGAUAAAUUAUUUAAUUUUGAUUGUUUAUUUUAUCAAUAUGCAAGUGAAUGGGCAAUACCAUUAGAUCAAGCUGUAUCGUGUCUUAUUCAAUUAGAAAAAUUUAUGGAAGAAAAUUCAAAUGUUCAUUUUCCAAUUGAAAUACGUUUUAGUAAAGAAGAUUUAUCAUAUUUAUCUCCUGGUUAUAAACGUCAAACAUGUUGGAUAAAUACUGUUGCUUAUCGCCCUUUUGGAAAAACACAUUUUGAACAUCGAUCUUUUUUUGAUGCAUUUGAAUCUAUAUGUUAUAAACAUAAUGGAAGACCACAUUGGGCAAAAGAACAUCCAUUAAAUAAGGAACAUUUAUCUCAAUUAUAUUCAAAUUGGAAUUUAUUUCAUGAAAAACGUAAACAAUUUGAUCCAAAUGAUCUUCUUAUAAAUGAUUGUCUUCGAAAUGUAUUUCUAUAA
Messenger RNA from Rotaria sordida, 1323 nucleotides. The record is from the annotation of a GenBank genome assembly. NCBI's taxonomy places the organism in Eukaryota, Metazoa, Rotifera, Eurotatoria, Philodinida, Philodinidae.